AUGGCCAAGAAAAGGUUUUUGGCUGUGGAACGACGAUUGGACAGAGAUUUAUCUCUCAAGACGCAGUACAUUGCCUUUAUGAGAGAGUACGAACAGAUGAACCAUAUGGCAGAAGUUACACCUUCGGUUGACGAAAUGCCUUCAGAUGCAUUUUACCUCCCACACCACUGUGUGCUAAAGCCAAUGAGCACUACCGCAAAGUUACGGGUAGUUUUUGACGGCUCAGCUGAAUCAUCUAGUGAUGUUUCAAUUAAUCAAGCGCAAAUUGUUGGUCCUACCAUACAGAAUGAUUUAAUAUCUAUCCUCCUGAAAUUUCGUUCGUUUCGAUAUGCGUUGAGUGCUGAUAUACCAAAAAUGUAUCGACAGCUUGCUUAUGACAAGGAACAACUAUAUCCGCUGGCGGCAAAGGCAGUAAAAAAUCCUUUCUACAUCGACGAUAUGCUUUCAGGGGCUGAUUCGGAAGAAGAAGCAAUCGAACUAUUGCAGCAGGUUAGGGAUAUGCUGCAUAGUGGUGGAUACGAUGUUCAUAAGGUGUGCUCGAAUUCUUCUGCUGUACUGCAGGAACCUGAGGACAAACGAGAAAGGAUUAAUAAAAUCGACGAUCCAGAAAUCAAUAUGUUAAUGAAGACGUUGGGAAUCGUAUGGGAUCCAACGACCGACAAUUUUACGAUUUCUUUGCCCAAGAUGCAGGUGUCGCAGCCAUCGCAGUUAACUAAAAGAAUUUUGCUUAGCGAAAUUUCGAGGAUUUUUGAUCCACUCGGCUUUUUAGGUCCAGUUUUGACGACGGCGAAACUAGUUAUGCGGGAAGUUUGGAUGCUUCACUUAAAAUGGGAUGAAGUGCUUCGCACUUGCGAGCUUCUGGUUAGAGUUUCGUGA
This is a messenger RNA of Wyeomyia smithii (pitcher-plant mosquito), 876 nucleotides long. RefSeq lists its product as uncharacterized. The transcript has 2 exons. The record is from RefSeq and is a predicted model, not a curated record. The coding region runs from base 1 to 876 and encodes 291 amino acids. NCBI's taxonomy places the organism in Eukaryota, Metazoa, Arthropoda, Insecta, Diptera, Culicidae.